This is a messenger RNA of Oldenlandia corymbosa var. corymbosa, 312 nucleotides long. The record is from the annotation of a GenBank genome assembly. NCBI's taxonomy places the organism in Eukaryota, Viridiplantae, Streptophyta, Magnoliopsida, Gentianales, Rubiaceae.
AUGGGGAUUAAAAAGCUAAGGCUGAUGAACAAAGCCUUCUUGAUGAAGCUCGGAUGGGCCAUGUUGGGCCAUUUGGAGGCCAACUGGGUGAAAGCUGUGAAGUCAAAGUAUGGGUCGGCCUCACAAGAUGGACAGGGACUAAGAAGAUCACGAACAGGUCUGGGUUCUUUAACUCCAUUAGGAAAAUAUGGAAGCCCCUGGUCCAAGGAGCCCAAUUCAUGCUGGAGUCUGGAGAUGGUAGUUGUUCCACCACCUGUUGCCGACGUCGGAGAUGAUGAAAGUUGCGGCAGUAAGACCGCAGGAGGUAAGUAG